Molecule: messenger RNA, 3408 nt
Organism: Colletotrichum truncatum
Lineage: Eukaryota; Fungi; Ascomycota; Sordariomycetes; Glomerellales; Glomerellaceae
Product: 1-phosphatidylinositol-bisphosphate phosphodiesterase
Biological process (GO): release of sequestered calcium ion into cytosol; phosphatidylinositol-mediated signaling; lipid metabolic process
Molecular function (GO): calcium ion binding; phosphatidylinositol-4,5-bisphosphate phospholipase C activity
Source: RefSeq, a predicted model, not a curated record
AUGUCUUCUAGUUCUACUCCUACACAGCAUAUAUCAACCUCCUCGCCCCCUUUGAACCCUACCAUGACACCUCAGACUACACAGCUCAGGCGCUCUCGCCCUAGCCAUGUCCAGACAAAUCUCCCCUCAACAACAACACAACAACAAGCUACCAUACCAGCCUCUGCUAUAAGCGCAUCCUCUGUGGCAUCCAGCUCCCAGCAGGGUUCGCCCAUCAUGUCUCCCGAGACCGCCGUCAUAACGAGCAACAGCUCAGUCCAACCGUCCCCUGAGCAGAGGGGUCGCGAAUUCAUUGACGACCAAUUCUCAGCAGGCUCCUUCCAACUCCCAGAGUCGGUUCUGUCAAGGAAAACAAGCGACAACUCACUGGGCCAAACCCUUGUGGGUAGCCCAAGUGCCAUGUCAGAGGCCGUGAGCAAAAGCAACAACAUCAUCAGACGCCUGUCGAACAGAGCCACCGCCAGGUUCUCCCGUCGUAGGACCUCCUCUGCGGCCCCCAACAGCCGCGAUGGCAGCAUCGGCCCUGGCAUGCUUCGACGAAGAUCUGACAGCAACAACACGGCCCCGCCCGAACUCGCCGCGUAUAGCGACUCUGACGACGAGUUUGUCGACGACGGGGACGACCUCCGGUCAUUAAUAGGUCUUGAAGGGCCCCUGAGAGAAUCGUCCUCGAACAGCACAACGGCAUCCCUUGCUGGCUCUGCCUCCCCUUCUAACACCACCGCUGGACCUGUAAUCCCCUUUCAGCUGCUCAAGGGCACCUGGAUCAGGAAGGUCUCUAAGAAAAACUGGAAGAAACGUUUCAUCUUAGUCUUCGACCAAGAAGCCGCCAAGAUUUCCUGGGACAAGAACAGGCCGCACAAGUGCCUCUACAUUGAUGACAUUAAGGAGAUCAGGACAGGUUCCGAUAUCCGACAGUACCGCAUUGACUACGGUGUGCCAGAAACCGAGGAGGGCCGGUGGUUCUCCAUUAUGUACGCCGUACCCGACAAAUCCAAGACUAAGAUGAUGCAUCUCGUGGCCGAUGACGACAGUACCUUUUACAACUGGGUUACCACCCUCGAAGCAAUCUCAAAACACCGGCAGGAUAUGAUGGCCUCGUUGAUGGCGUUCAACGAUCGUGCCAUUCGCGACUACUGGGUCACCGAAAUGAACAAGCAGUGCCUUGGUGGUGAGAAGCACCCCAACCCUAUCGAAGAAGGCGACAUCGACUUUGACGGGGUUCAGCGGGUCUGUCGGAAUCUCCACAUCCAUGCCUCGCCCAGUCAGUUGCGUGCUAAAUUUCAUGCGGCUGAUGUCACCAACACUGGUCGUCUGAACUUUUACGAGUUCCAGACUUUCGUCGGUUACAUGAAACGACGUGACGACAUUCGACAGAUAUAUAAUCUAAACGCGGCUUCUCCAGAGACGGGCCUCACACUCAAGGAGUUUUUGGGCUUCUUACGUGAAGUCCAGUGCGAAAAUGUCGAUGCCGACCUCGCAGCUUGGGAGGCAUUAUACAGCAAGUUUGCCCGCAAGUUCCGCACAAAGGAGGGCGAUAAGCCAGACGCAACGAACGCUGACGGUCCAAGGAUGGGCGAUGCAGCGUUCGCGGCUUUCCUGACCUCGACCUAUAACCUGCCUGUCUACAAGGAGCCCAAAGAAUACACCCUGGACCGACCACUCAACGAAUACUUCAUCUCCAGCUCCCACAACACCUACCUUCUUGGUCGACAGGUUGCUGGCCUCUCUAGCGUUGAGGGUUACAUCUCCGCGCUUGCCCGUGGCUGCCGCUGCGUCGAGGUUGACUGUUGGGAUGGUGCAGAUGGCCAGCCUACCGUCAACCAUGGCAGAACCCUCACUACCUCAAUUAGUUUCCAGGAGACUAUGACGACCAUCAACAAGUAUGCCUUUGUUAAGACUCGUUACCCUCUUUGGAUCUCUUUGGAGGUACACUGCUCCCCGCCGCAGCAGGCUGAGAUGGCUCGUAUCAUCAAGGAAACUUUCGGUCCCCGGCUCGUCACUGAGCCAUUGGAUCCUUCAUCUGACAGGCUUCCUACUCCUGAGCAACUUAAGGAGCGCGUUCUCAUCAAGGUCAAGCGUCCUCAGCCAAAGGAGGAAACCAAGGCAGUUGAGAUCACUGGUCGCCGCCGUGGUAACAGCCUUACCUCGCCCUAUCCGAAGCCAGUUCAGCUCGACAACAGCGUCAUCCCCUCGCAGUCUCUGCCCCAGAGUCCUAUCCUGAGCCCUAGCCACUCCUCCCGACGAUUGGUUAGCAAGAGCCGUGUCAACACCAUCACCGAGGGCGAGGUUCAAGAAGCCAUGAGCAGCAGCACAAGCGAUAACGACAGCGCUGGUGAACGUGUACCCGCAAGGAGGUCCUCCAACAAGACUGUGAAGGUUCUUGGAGACUUGGGUGUCUACUGCGCAGGGCUCAAGUUUGGCGGCUUCGAUACUGCCGAUGCUAAGGCUUAUAACCACAUCUUCUCCUUCAUGGAAUCCAGCUUCUUCAGGAAUAGCCGGCUCAAGGAGGAUAGAGUAGCCAUGGACCGACACAACAUGCGCUACAUGAUGCGCGUGUACCCCGACCGUACCAGAAUCACCUCGAACAACUUCAACCCGGUCAGUUACUGGCGCAAGGGUGUGCAGAUGGCUGCUCUCAACUGGCAGACUUUUGAUCUGGGCAUGCAGAUCAACCAGGCAAUGUACGAGAGCGGCACCGACAAAUCGGGAUACGUGUUGAAGCCGACUGAGCUUCGCGAGAUUAAGGUGCUACCCGAGGAAUGGUCUGGCAAGAGAGAACGCAAGGAGGUGACCUUCAGCAUCGACGUGAUCUCGGCCCAGCAGCUCAUGCGACCCAACGGCAUGCCGCUGAACAAGACGGUGGAUCCCUAUGUCGAGGUCGAGGUGUUCCACCCUAACGACAAGAGGGACAAGAAGGAGGUGGAUCCCACCAUGGCGUCGAUCUCGGAUUCGCCCCUCAAGUACAGGACUCAAGUGAUUCCGGAGAACGGAUUCAAUCCCAUUUUUGAUGGCAAGUUCACUUUCAAGGUUACCACCAAGUUCCCAGAGCUUAUCUUCGUCCGCUUGUCGGUGAAGCUCUCCCACAACGGCGAAAGCUACAACGACCGACCUCCCGUUGCAACGCACACAGCCAAGCUUAGUGGCCUUAAGCGUGGCUACCGUACUCUGCCACUGUUUGACCAUAACGGCGAACAGUACCUCUUUUCGACACUUUUCUGCCGCGUCAGCGUCGACUCUGUUCAGACCAUUCUGUUCGAGAGUCCCGACGACAACGUAGAAAUCAGCAGUACUAACAGCAAGCCUCGAGGAAUUGGGCGAGUUUCUAACAUCUUCGGCACUCGCUCCAACAACAUCAGCCCCAAGUCAAGCAUGGACAAAUCGAGUUAUGACGGCUCCUUGGGCUAA